CCGCUGGGUGCUCAUCAUCAAUACCAUGCGAUUCCUCCUUGUAUUGUUGGCCCUGCCCUCGGUGCUUGCCAGAACAUGCAUAAUCCCCGCCAACGAGAAUGGGUCCGAUGACGCUCCGGCUAUCAUGAAGGCGUUCAAUAGAUGUAGGAAAGACUCUACGAUAAUCUUCCAAAACACAACAUACAACAUCGGGACUGUGAUGAACCUGAAGAACCUGGAUAACGUCCGCAUCGACAUCCAGGGCCGCUUGGAAUGGAGCACGGAUAUCGACUACUGGCUCGAAAACUCACUACCCAUUGGCCCCGGGAAGACCCAGAACAGCUACCCCCCAGCCGCGUACCAGAAUCAGACGACGGCUUUGAUCCUGGGCGGCAGGAACCUUGAGGUUGACGGCCAUGGCUAUGGGACCUUUGAUGGCAACGGUCAAGCGUGGUACGACUUCGUCGAUGGCGAGUCAAACUAUCCUAAUCGGCCCCAUAUGCUUGUUAUCACGGCAGAAGACUCAUACUUUCAUGGCAUUCGUUUUGUCCAGCCUCAGAUGUGGACCGUAACAAUCGUCGGCUCUAAGAACGUCGUACUCGAGGACAUCUACGUCAAAGCCAAAAGCAGCAAUUCCAAGCCAGCGCGCAACACCGACGGAGCCAACACUCUCUUUUCCGACAAAGUUACCUUUCGGCGCUGGGAUAUCGAGAACGGUGACGACAGUAUCGCUGCCAAGGCAAACUCGACAAACAUCCUCAUCGAGGACUGCAUCUUUCGCGACGGCCAGGGUGUCGCCAUCGGCAGUAUAGGCCAAUAUGCGGACCGUUUUGAAAUUGUCGAGAAUGUAGUGGUGCGGAAUAUCACGCAGUAUGGCUCUAACUAUGUAGCCCGGAUCAAGACCUGGACUGGGGAGCAGAAUGAGUGGCCGCCUAAUGGAGGAGGUGGUGGGAUUGGUUAUGCCCGAAACAUAACCUACAAAGACAUCACGAUUGGGGAUGGCAAAAAGACGCCCCUUGUUAUCAACCAGUGCUACACAAAUGUUAGCAAGGCCAACUGCAGCACCUCGACUUUUGACAUUUCCAACGUGCACUUUUCCAACCUUAAGGGCACGAUCCGCUCAAGUCGCAAGGCGGACUUCCAAUGCAGUAGAUCACAAGGUGGGUGUGAUGGUAUCACGAUGGAUGACGUGGAGCUCUUUAGUAACCUGGGAGAAGAGCUUGAGGAGGCAGUGGGUGUCAAGUGCAGCAAUGUUAAUGACCCAGAGGGCUUUGAGUGUGACUGAAACAGGGCAAUCUUGUGUGAUAGAGCUGCAGUUGUCGCGCUUAAUCAUGAUUAAGAGAUUAUUGAAUCCUAACAGGUACAAGUAGGACAAGCAGAG
Molecule: messenger RNA, 1360 nt
Organism: Aspergillus versicolor CBS 583.65
Lineage: Eukaryota; Fungi; Ascomycota; Eurotiomycetes; Eurotiales; Aspergillaceae
Exons: 5
Coding region: 26-1264 (412 amino acids)
Biological process (GO): carbohydrate metabolic process
Molecular function (GO): polygalacturonase activity
Source: RefSeq, a predicted model, not a curated record